AUGAAGACCGCAGCAUACAUCGGAACAGUCCUCCUCGGUGCAGGGCACGUCCUCGCCAACAACCCCAUCUCCGGCAGCGACUUUACCAACAACAAUGGCCUCGCCGCCGCCCAGGCCGCCGCGCCGAUGUGGUACAUGGCCUCGGGGACGUGCAUGCCCUCUGCCGCUGAGGACGGCCAGGGCCACCAGACGAACGGUGUGGACCCGGACAACUGCAACAUCAAUAAGCUGGGCCACGGCUGCCCGCCGCAGCCGCAGUGGCAGGGCACAAACACCUUUUACGGCAACGUCGCCGGGGAACCGUUUGGCACGAUCCCAACGUACUGGAAGGUUGCGCAGUGCGGCAGCACCCGGAAGAUCAUCUACUACGUGUACUUUAAGAAGGACACGGGUCAUAAGAGCGACUGGGAGGGCAUUGUGGUGACGUUUCGCAACAAUGGCCGCGAUCAGUGGAUUCGCGACUCGGUGACGAUGGAGCAAGACGGCAACCACAAGACCAUCGGCUGGGGCGACAUCAACGACACGUUUGACAGCAACAACGACUGGCAAAACUUCCAGCAAAAGAACCGCGACCACGGCAAGUUCUACUUCGGCAAGUGGCACCACUCGGUGCACCAGGACUGGCACACGACCACGUUCAAGAACACGUGCCCGCCGACGUCCAACGACGACUUCCGCAACGGCGACUACCAGUUCUGGGCGAGGAACAACCUGCGCCACGUGUCGGUGCUGGACCCGAACUGGAAAUGGGGCAAAGCGACGUCGCCUGCCAACAUUGACAUUUGCUCGUAUUAG
Purpureocillium lilacinum is the source of this 795-nucleotide messenger RNA. RefSeq lists its product as uncharacterized. Lineage: Eukaryota; Fungi; Ascomycota; Sordariomycetes; Hypocreales; Ophiocordycipitaceae. The record is from RefSeq and is a predicted model, not a curated record.